Molecule: messenger RNA, 3439 nt
Organism: Populus nigra (black poplar)
Lineage: Eukaryota; Viridiplantae; Streptophyta; Magnoliopsida; Malpighiales; Salicaceae
Exons: 2
Coding region: 1079-2776 (565 amino acids)
Biological process (GO): protein ubiquitination
Cellular component (GO): cytoplasm
Molecular function (GO): ubiquitin protein ligase activity
Source: RefSeq, a predicted model, not a curated record
UUCUUCUUCUUUUUUUAAGCAUUUCCCAGUCGUGUAGUGUUUUUUUCUCUCCAAUUAAUCUCGUAAUUUCAGUUCGCAUCCUUUAUUUGUUUGCCUGUGAAUUACUUACUACAGUACUGGUAAUUGGAAAUGAAUCACUGUAAAAGAAAAAAGAAAAAAAAACAAGAAAUCGCUGUUUGUGUCCCUUAGCUGGUAGCAGUUGUAAUUCAUUUGAUUGAAAUACAAGAAGCUCAAUCUUUAUGCAAUCAAAACCCACCUUGCCCUAGCUAUAGCUAUAGUGUUUAGGGUACAAUAAUCAAGCUAAAAUAUCUUGAGUGGUGCAUAUGCAAAACCCCUUUUCUUUUCUUGUUCUUUUUUAAUCUUGGCAUGCUUGCUUUUGUAACUGAUGAGAGAAUUUGGGUUUUGCUUACUGGGUUUGGAGGCUAUGUUUUCAAUGAGUAACUACUUUUAAGAUUUCUAAUUCAUAUGCCCUCCCUGCUCUCAGGAUUCAACUCAUUGCAUCUAGGGACUUGCUCCUUCUAAUAGAGUUUCAGUUUAAUUCAACAGAUUUUUUUUUUUUUUAUGAAUGUUCAACAGAUUUAUACGAGUCUGUGAACAACUACUUCGCUAAACCUUUUCAUAUUAUCCUGGUGGUGGUGGUUGUAUUGUAGAGAUUACUUAGCGGAAGUCAAUUGAGGAAGUUUAUUUUUUUUUCACUGUUAUUAUCCUAAGAUAAAGGGUGCUUAGGGGUGGUGUUGUUGUCAGGGUUUUGAAGAAUAGAUGGUUUUCAUUGGAGUCAUCUGCAUGCAAGCACUCAGCCACCUUUGGGUAUUUCUUUUACAUGACUAUUUUAUCAACAAGGCGACAAUAAUUUUCUUUUUUAAAUUUAACGACAUUAUCUCGAGGAAAAUGGUUGUGCAUGGUUUUAGUUUCUUGUUCAAGGUGAAUUUGUUAUAUUUGCUUUUGAUCAACAUUAGCAUGGAGGGGCUAAGGUGGAUGGUUGAUUUGGUAAUCGAUUCACCUAUUCUUAUGUUGUGGUGCAAAGACUAGCUGAUGUAGAACAAGCAGAGGGAUUUGAAGGAAAACAUAAAAAUUUCAGAUGGAUAGGGAUUCACAAGGAACUUUACAUGAUGUGCCCACAUCCACUGUUCAUUUCCAUGUUAAUGGUGGUUUCGUAGUUGGCCAUUCUACCCUCCCAGCAGUAUGUGCUCUGUGCCAAAUAAUUAUAUUACCUGAUAAUGAUGAUCUUGAGAUUAUCAGUAUAUGUGGGGACUGUAGAUUUUUGUUGCUUGAAGAUCUUGAGAGGCCCACUCGAGACUCUCAUCGGAGGAGGCGUCACAGAGGAAGAAGAACCAGGUACAGCAGUGCUGAGUCGAGUGAAAACAUUUUCCCACAACAAUUUUCUCAUGUGAUUAAUUUGGCUAGGCAAAACCAGUCCACUGUUCAUGGGAAUGAGGAUCGCUCUUUAGAUGUUGAUAGUUCUGCUAGGUUGUUACAGCAUACAAGCUCCCGCACGACUCCAAGUAGUUCUCGAAGAUGGCAGCGUCUUUCUUCAGAUUCUGAAAGUGAGGAUUUUGGUAAUGUGGAUUCUCUUUAUGGGGAUAGUGAAAUUAAUUUCAGAUCCAGUAGGUACCGGGUUUUCCAUAGUGGGAGCGAUGCCAUUUCUUUUAGUGUGUAUGGGGGGGACUCUGAUGCUUCUGUGGACGGACAUAGUGUCCUGGACCCAGAAAUGUUUAUUCAAGCAGAUGAGGGAAGCAAUUUUGACAGUGAUACCGACAUCGAUCCAAUGCAUGCUGGUCUCUACCAAUGGAACUCUGAUGACCUGGAAGAGGAGGAAGAAGAAGAAGAGGAUGGUGAAUGGGAAGAGGCUGAUAUUGAGGAAGAUACAAUUGAAUCUGUAGAAGCAGGAGCUCGACUUCGAAAUCUGUUUGUUUCAAGUCCUAGUGAAGUUAAUGGCCCUGUUAGUUGGCACAGGCAGUCCCAUUCACCAGAAUUUGAGGACCUGAAUCGGUGGAGAACCAGGCAGAGUAGACAAGCACAUAACCGUGACUUCUUUGCUAACUUGGAAGAAUUGGAAUUACCACAGCACAUAUGGAAUUAUGAGUUGGCAGAUUAUGCGACAGGCUUCGGGGAUUUGCUUGAAGUUCUUACUCAUUCUGACAUUGGAAGGAGAGGAGCACCUCCUGCAGCUCUGUCUUUUGUGAAUAAUCUACCACUUGUGAUCAUCAAUGAGGAACAUGAGAGGCAUGAUGGUGUAGCUUGUGCAAUCUGCAAGGAUCUUUUGCCAAUCGGCACAGAAGUUAACCAGCUUCCAUGCCUUCACCUAUAUCACCCUUACUGUAUAUUGCCAUGGCUUAGUGCACGAAAUUCAUGUCCUCUCUGCAGGUACGAAUUUCCAACUGAUGAUAAAGACUAUGAGGAGGGUAAGCAAAACUCUAGUACCAGAAUGGGGAUCCAUGAUGUUCAGCAACAGGAAGCUAGUGAGGACAGUUCCUCUGAUGUCUCAGAUGAACCUCUUGAACAUGGUCAAACCGGAAGGGAACUCCUAGAUGUGGGCCUGCCCUUAAGUACUUCUGGCAGAGAGGGCAGUAGAAGGAGAUGGCUUCUGCUUGCUGCUGCUCCCCUUGUUAGCCUUUUGGGUAUUGUCCUUGUGAUGUGGUGGGACAAUCCUCAAGGAAGGCGGGUAAAUAGUCAUGGCAACUUCCCUGAGCGAGGCUUGUAUCAGAUUCAAGUUUCUGGCCCUUCCCAACCCAACCAAAAGGUUAAUGAGAGGAGAAGAUGGUGGUUUUUUUCCUGAGGUUUGGUUGAACGAGGUCAUGCUGAUGGCUUUCCAUGCCUAAUUGAAGGUGUUUAGUAAGAGUGAGAUUCAUUUCCGCAUUGAUUGAUUCUAAAGUGAUGUGCAUGCGAUUCCGAAAGUCCGGUGAUGAUUUGAUCUUUUUAGUUGAUGCUUGGGACCAUGCGAUGCCAUUCCAUACAUAAUGGCUUGAAUUUGUUGCUCCAAAAUCCAAAACGAGGGCGUCACACAGCUACACUUGUUCGUGAUUGGAUCUCCUUUCCUCGUGUUCAUUUCGUUUAGGGUUGGCGCAAGUGUUAGCAUCGGGCAAGAUUUUUCAUGUUUUUUUGCUUAUCAAAAUUUUUAUUUUCGUUUGGCGUGGCAUCAACGAAGAAGGGGAGAAAUCAACCUGAGCUGCUGAGCAUCCUUUCUUUUCAAGAAAACCCGUGUCUUGUUCUGUGUCUCAAAAGUAGACUCUUUCUCGUGGUUCAAGGCAUGCUGAUAUAAGUUUCUGCUUCACGAGUUAGGAGUGAUUCAGUUUUACCUAUUUUUGUACAAGGAGUCCAACCUUGAGUGAGAAAAUGCGCCGUGUAUUUUUGUUUUUUAUUAUUACAUAAACUUUAUAUACCGUUUGUUUUUACACAAACUGUCUCUGUGCAUUUUAAAAUUACAUUUAGUUCCAAAUUA